Neospora caninum is the source of this 1305-nucleotide messenger RNA. RefSeq lists its product as hypothetical. The coding region runs from base 1 to 1305 and encodes 434 amino acids. The record is from RefSeq and is a predicted model, not a curated record. Lineage: Eukaryota; Apicomplexa; Conoidasida; Eucoccidiorida; Sarcocystidae. Gene Ontology annotation, molecular function: RNA helicase activity; RNA binding; ATP binding. The transcript is spliced from 6 exons.
AUGACGACUCUGGAGCAGAACCCCGCAGACGAAUUGGUCGAUUAUGAGGAAGAUGAGCAAAAUGAUGCCAAGGAGAAGGGAGUCGAGGACGUCGUUGUUGGCCGUGGAAACUACGUUUCCAUCCACGCUUCUGGCUUCAGAGAUUUCUUCUUGAAGCCCGAGUUGCUGCGCGCGAUUGGAGACGCCGGCUUCGAGCAUCCGUCAGAAGUUCAGCAUGAAACCAUUCCCCACGCCAUCACGGGCGUCGAUGUCCUGUGCCAGGCCAAAUCAGGAAUGGGCAAGACCGCCGUGUUCGUGUUGAGUAUUCUCCAGCAGCUGAACCUCGACGCGAGUGGCGAAGAGGGAAACACUCAGGGCGUGGUGUGCUUGGGCAUUGCACACACGCGCGAGCUGGCUUUCCAGAUUAAGAACGAGUUUGACCGGUUUAGCAAGUACCUGAAGAACGUCAAGUGCGAAGUCGUCUACGGAGGCAUCUCGAUUCAGAAGAACAUCGACAUGUUGAAGGAUCCAAAGACGACGCCGCACAUCCUCAUCGGAACGCCGGGGCGUGUCCUGGCGCUGAUCAAGGGAAAGCACCUGAAUGCGGAGAAGGUUGCGCACUUUGUCUUGGACGAGUGCGACAAGUGCCUGGAGAAACUCGACAUGCGAAAGGACGUGCAAAACAUCUUCAUGGCGACCCCCAAGAAGAAGCAGGUGAUGUUCUUCUCGGCCACGAUGAACAAGGAGAUCCGCGACGUUUGCAAGCGUUUCAUGCAGAGCCCCGUCGAAGUCUUCAUCGACGACGAGAGCAAGCUGACGCUCCACGGGCUGCUCCAGUACUACGUCAAACUCCAGGAGUCGGAAAAGAACAGGAAGUUGAACGAUUUGCUGGACACUCUCGAGUUCAACCAGGUUAUCAUCUUCGUCAAGAGCGUCUCCCGAGCGCAAGCUCUGGACCGUCUCCUCACAGAGUGCAACUUCCCGUCCAUCGCCAUCCACGCGGGUCUCGACCAGGAGGAACGCAUCAACAGGUAUCAGCAGUUCAAGAAUUUCGAGAAGAGAAUCAUGGUAGCUACAGACCUGUUCGGACGUGGCAUUGACAUUGAGCGCGUGAACAUCGUUAUCAACUACGACAUGCCUGACUCAAGCGACUCGUACCUGCAUCGCGUGGGACGCGCUGGGCGUUUCGGCACCAAGGGUUUAGCGAUCACUUUCGUGGCCAGCCAAGACGACACGAACGUCCUGAACGACGUCCAGACCCGUUUCGAGGUUCACAUUGCGGAGAUGCCGCAGAGCAUCGACGCGUCUCAGUACAUCAACCAGUAA